This is a messenger RNA of Gamsiella multidivaricata, 1905 nucleotides long. RefSeq lists its product as uncharacterized. The transcript has 5 exons. The coding region runs from base 113 to 1804 and encodes 563 amino acids. Gene Ontology annotation, molecular function: transcription cis-regulatory region binding; DNA-binding transcription factor activity. Gene Ontology annotation, biological process: regulation of DNA-templated transcription. NCBI's taxonomy places the organism in Eukaryota, Fungi, Mortierellomycota, Mortierellomycetes, Mortierellales, Mortierellaceae. The record is from RefSeq and is a predicted model, not a curated record. Gene Ontology annotation, cellular component: nucleus.
AGCUUCAGCAACAGAUUCCACUGAAUCCUUCCAUCUCGGAUAUACGGAUGCUGAUUGAAGAAAGUCUGAAAAACAAUCUGGGCUCCAGCAAUAAGGGUGAUACCGUAUUCUCAUGAACCUGGGCGACCCAUCGAUUUUAGCGACAUUGAAACCGACCAUCAAUCUCCCCGGGGAGGCCAUUCAGAGCCAUGAUAGCAAGGAGUCGAGUUCCGGCAGCCAAAACAAUACCAGUAACAACAAUAACAGCGACACCACUACUGCCAGCACUUCCCCUUCUGGUGCGGAUUCUCCGGCGCCAAAGAACGAUCCAGGCGCGGUUACGAGCAACAAUCCAUUGCACACCAAAUGGCUCAUGGCCACAGCGCUCAAGGAAAAACGUAUUGCAUACAAAACGGGGACAUUUAGUUCGCAUGAGGACGAGUUGAUCCGGCAGACGAUUACAGACUACGUGGCUCGCAAUAACAUGGCAGAGGAUGCCAUUCAGCGUUGGUUCGAAAACGGAAACGGUCGCGGACGUUUUGAAAAGAAUGACCUGAAGGCUUUGUGGGUCGAAAUUGCCGUGCGCCUGCAAACUCGGCCUUUGCUUAACAUCUAUCUGCAUGUUCGUCGUAUGUUCCAUCCACAAAAUAACGUCGGCGCGUGGAGCAAGGAGGACGAUCAAAAACUCAUUGCGCUCUACGCCAAGCACAAGGGUCAGUGGACGACCAUCGGAAAUGAACUCGGACGCAUGGCUGACAGCUGCCGUGAUCGAUACCGCAAUCAUUUGAAGGAUCAGAGCACGAUGGUGACAGGGCCUUGGCAGCCUCACGAGGACGAAAAGCUGCUAACGAUUAUGCAGGAUUUGGCGCUCCAGCAAGGCAAGGCCAACAUCUUGGACUCUAGCCCGAUGUGGACCCUGAUUUCCGAACGCAUGGAGGGCACCAGAACAAGACAUCAAUGCCGGCAUCGGUACUCCCAGACGCUGCAGCCACGUCUUGAGCGAGGAGAAUGGACAGCUCCUAGCUCCGCUGCUGCGGCGGCGGCAGCGGCUGUUGCGGCCAAUGCAGCUGUUGCGGCCAAUGUGUCUUCUUCGACAUCUCCCUCGAAACAGCACCAGCAUGAACAAGAUCCAGAACGGCCAGCGUCGCUUCAGAUCCAUAAUAACCUCGGCCUCGGCAUGAGCUCUAACUCCGAUGACAGCAAGUCAGUAGCGGCAACACAGGACGUUCUCAUGCUGGCUGCCGCUUUACAAGGCGUUCUCCCAACGAACAGUAACGAUAAUAUGAUCUGGACACAGGCCAUAUCAAGCAGCAUGGAGAGUGCAGAGCAUAGCAACUUGCACGGGUCCACAGAGAGUCAUCUCGUAGAUCCUGCUCAUACUAACGAUCACCACGACGAUUUUGACGCGGUCGCCUUUGCAGCCUCGCUGCCGAUCCCGUCCAUUGUACCCAAGGCACCCAAGGGUCCCAUCCGUCGCCGCAGCGGCCUUCAACAGCAGCUGGACGUGCUCAGGAUGAUCCAAGAGGACGGUUACACAGACCAUACGGAUAUCAGGUGGGCCGACAUUGCACAGCGUCUCCGAGACAGAGUGGAGGAAGCAAAUGCGAUUCAGCUGGCCAGGAUCAUUCAGACGCACGACCGACUUGAUUCCAAGAACAGCAGCAGCAGCAGCAACAGCAACAGCAACAGCAACAGUCUACUUUGGGGCAGGCGCCUGCAGAUGCGCCCACCACGUCUUCGUCACUGUCAUCGCAGCAGACUACCGCACACGUGCCGAGAUCUAAGGGAACUGGACGUUAUGCGGAGAGUUAUCACCGGGCAGUAGACUCUGAUUCGACUUCAGCUCCCUUUGAUCUGGAGCAACAGAUGCAGCGUCAGCAGGAAAUGGAGCAGCAGCAGCACAACCGCGACCUGGCAGAGCAAAUG